AACCAUGACAAAAUUCUUGUUUCGCGUCGGAACACUAUUCAUGAGCGACCGUGAGGGAAACAUGGCGGCGGCCAUGGUGCAGCUCUCUUGUUUGUACCGAGGAAUGAUAGCGGUCAGGGCGACGGGCAUCAGACCGGGUAUUCCUGGCCUGGUACCGCAACAAUUUAGAGCCUUUUCGGUGAAGAAGCCGGAACCAGAGCUGGAUGAAAAUCCAUAUUAUAGUAAAUAUGAAGAGAAGAUACGGAAGCUUCGAAGUGCCAAACCGCAAGAGUUUAAUGCCAGACUGGAGAAACGGGCCGAGAGGAAGCCAGAACCAAUGGGACAUUCAAAACAAGCCGAAUUCGUGAAACACAUGGAAGAUGAGGCAGAGAGACAGAGGAAAUUGAAGGGAGAUUCUGCCGGCUUCACCAAGGAUAAGACUCUUUCAUCCAUUCUCAACCUUGAAAUGGUUACAGACAUGUCUGCAGAAGAAAUAGGAAAACUCUGGAUGCAAUAUUUUUCAACAAAGGAUACCAUAAGUGCAGUGAUUCCAAGGGCAGCAUUUGAACUGAUACAUGGGCGGGCCAAAACUUGCCCAACUUUCCUGUAUGCUGUGCCACAGCAAGAAGGAUAUGAAUUUUUCGUCGGCCAGUGGGCUGGGAACGAGCUUCAUUUCAGCUCUCUAAUUAAUGUGCAGACUCAUGGUGAGACUGCUCCCAGUCAGUUGAUCCUCUACCACUACACAGACCUAAUGGAAGACAAGGGGAUCGUCCUCAUGACUGCAGAAUUGGAUACUAAAUUUGUCGGUGUUCAUCAAUCCCAGUGUUUGGCCAAUCAGGUGCAGCUGUUUUAUGGUUCCCAGCGACAGGAGACCUUCCAAUUGGUGGAGACCUUCAACCACAAACCUUCCGAUUUCAAGCACAUGUCUGUGAUUGCGGAACUGGAGCAAAGUGGCAUCGGGUCGAGCACGUUGACCUAAAUGGACACUGAACAGAGACUGUUCUUCUUUGAGGAAGAAUAAAGUGUGGAUGGUGGAUGACUGAGUGUUCGAUGGUUUUGAACUUUUAGGCUCACUGAAAAGAGGUUAAUGGUUUUGAAAGUCAUGUUGGACUGAUUUGUUCUGAGUGCAGUAUUGUAAUAAAUUCUACAGAUAACACAACUGUAAACAUGCUAUCCUGAAGUAGCUGCACUCAUCCUGGAUUUAAUAUCUCCCGUUAGCCAAGUCAAUUUCAUUUCAUUCAUCAGAUCAGAUCCUCACCAGCCUGAAAGGUGUCUUGAGUCUGAGGACACUCAACCAUUACAUUACUAUUUGGAAACAUUGUCUUUCAUGUUGUGAUCAGUGUCUCUUGAACCUGAGGUGGGUGUGAGCUGUGCUUUUUGAAAAUUGCCCAGCCCUGCAAUAUGUCGAGUGUUGUUCUCUUGCAACAUCACACUAAUAAAGUAGCCUACUGUAAUAUUAA
This is a messenger RNA of Engraulis encrasicolus (European anchovy), 1439 nucleotides long. It is a transcript of the gene atpaf1, whose product is annotated as ATP synthase mitochondrial F1 complex assembly factor 1. The record is from RefSeq and is a predicted model, not a curated record. The coding region runs from base 5 to 958 and encodes 317 amino acids. The transcript has 9 exons. NCBI's taxonomy places the organism in Eukaryota, Metazoa, Chordata, Actinopteri, Clupeiformes, Engraulidae. Gene Ontology annotation, cellular component: mitochondrion. Gene Ontology annotation, biological process: mitochondrial proton-transporting ATP synthase complex assembly.